AUGCGGGAAUUACUAUUUCAACUCGUACUUCAAUUAUUGCUACUUCGCGCGGCUUCUCGGAUUGUUCGGCAGCCAGAAUAUUCCUUCUCCCGUGGCCCCCUCGACUACCGAUCCGUACUCCUGGACGCCGAAUCGGCUUCACUCUUCGUGGGAGCUCGAGGCCGUCUCUUCCGACUCUGGGCCUACAAUGUCAAUGAUACUAGCGAGAAAUUGUUCACCGAGAAGCUGCUCAGCGUGUCGCCCAGCGAGCUCGCCGAGUGCAGGGCGGCCGGGAACUCGGAGGAGGAAUGCGAGAAUUCGGUUCGGAAGAUGUUUUUGAGAGACCAACGCGAGAGUCUAAUGAUCUGCUCCUCAUCGGCCCACAAGCCCGAGGUGCGCAUCGUCGAUGUCAGCCGGCUCGAAGACAAAAGCGAGCCCCAAACCAUCAUCGGGCUCUGCGCCCCGGAUCGGGAGAUGAACACGACGGCUGUACUUGUUGAGUAUGGUAACCCGCGUGCCUUGACGGCGGUGUAUUCCGGAAUCCGGACCGGGCUGACCGGGGAGAACCACCUCAUCUACCGGCCGGCCCUCGUCGAGAAUGGGAGAGAGAUACACCCAUCGAUGCGGACGAUAUACAAGGAUGACUCGUGGCUGAAUGAACCCCAAUUCGUCGGCUCGUUCGACGUGGGCGAUUACGUCUACUUCUUCUUCCGCGAGGUGGCCAACGAGGCCAGCCGCGACAUGAAGCGCAUAUACUCGAGGGUCGCCAGGAUCUGCAAGAAAGACCUCGGCGGGAAGACAGUCAUGCGACAAGUCUGGACGUCAUACGUCAAAGCGCGGCUGAACUGCUCGCUGCCGGGGGAUAUCCCGUUCCAUUUUGAUCAUAUUCAAUCCGUAGCCAAGGCCGAGUUCGAGGGUGAGACGAUGUUCUACGCCGGGAUGAGCAGCUCCGCCACGGCGUUUGUCUCGUCGGCAAUUUGCGUUUUUCAACUGAGGGAUAUUGAUCAUAUCUUCGACCACGGGCUAUUCGCUGAUGACCAAGCUGGUGUUGGCGCCGAUCCGAAUACCGGCCAUCGCCCAGGCACGUGCGUCCCCGACUCACCGGCUCUCGAUCCGGAAGCCCUAAAUUUCGUGCGAAGUCAUCUCCUCAUGAAGGACCCGAUUUCGACUCGUCACGCCUGUGGCGGGCUGGCUCACUGGCGAGACGGCUCGGAUUGGCGUCUCGAGACCAUCGAGUCCGCAUCUGUACUAUCGACAGUAGGAGGUGUACAGGGGAGCGCCCUGUUGCCCGGAGAAUUUCUCUACAUCACCUCCAGAAACGGCGUUGCUCAAUUCUCGCCGGGAGCCUGUGGCCAGUGGAAGGCUUGUCAGCCCUGUGCCAUCGACCCGUACUGCUCGUGGAACGUCGCCCGGGCGCAGUGCCAUGCACGCGAAAAGCUGCACCAUCAGAGCCCUGGUUGGGUCUCCUCGUGGGCGGGGCGCGGAGCACCGGAGUGCAAAACGGUUGGACGGCCGGUGUUGACAAAGGUAUCA
Molecule: messenger RNA, 1512 nt
Organism: Mesorhabditis spiculigera
Lineage: Eukaryota; Metazoa; Nematoda; Chromadorea; Rhabditida; Rhabditidae
Source: the annotation of a GenBank genome assembly